AUGAGUAAAUUGUUAUCGCUGCCUAUUCGGUUGUUGCGCCGGCAUGAUUUAUGUUACCAAGUCGAUUCUUCUGUCCUUCGCAAGGGGCGCGUGCCACCGCUUCAUCACAACCAACCGCGUUGCGCCUUCACUGCCACCAAAUUUAACUCAAUAGAGACCAAUGACGACGUUGAGGCCGAUGUCCUCUACGAACCUCUUGAGGGGAUUGAAAGACUUGAAAACUAUCGUUCAGGGGGCUAUCACCCUAUACAGAUCGGAGAUCAAUUCCACAGUCGAUAUCGAGUCGUUCAUAAGCUGGGACAUGGGUCUUAUUCAACUGCGUGGCUGGCCCGCGAUGAACAAUUCAAUAAAUACGUUGCGCUAAAAGUUUGCACAGCAAACUCGAACCCAAAGGAAGUGGACAUUGUAUCCACCAUUCUCACUCCUCCUCAUUAUUCUCCAAUCAACAAACCAGGGAAGACGAUGGUCCCUUCGAUUCUGGAUAGGUUUACCAUUCACGGCCCGAACGGCAAUCAUGCUUGCUACGUUACAGCACCAGCGAGGGCUAGCCUCUCUGGACUGAAAGAUGGUGGGUGGACCCGCUUAUUCCAACCUGGCGUGGCCCGGUCAUUAGCUGCGCAACUUGUUCUCGUCUUGGAUUAUGUGCAUGCCCAAGGAAUUGUCCAUGGUGACGUUCACCUAGGCAACAUUCUUCUCAAAGUGCCCCCCGAUUUUGACCGGCUCUCACUCGAACAAUUCUAUGAGAAAUAUGGAGCACCAGAGCGAGAUCCGGUUGUUCAUCUAGAUGGCAAACCGCUCCCUCCUGGUGUCCCAUCCCACGGCACCACUUUGGCGAAUCCUUUUCACCCUCAGAAAAACCGAAAAUACGAGACCCACACCCCCCUUGCCAGCCGUCCCCCGGAGGCUCGGUUCGAACCGGAUAAGCCUCUGUCUUUUUCAUCGGACAUCUGGAGUCUCGCCUGUACCAUAUGGUCUAUCAUCGCCCAACGGCCGUUGUUUGAGGGGUUCAUGGCCACGGAGGACUAUAUGACCUGUGAGCAAGUGGAUACUCUUGGUAUUUUACCAUCUGAAUGGUGGAGCAGGUGGGAGGCGCGACAGGAAAAAUUUACCGAGAAUGGUAAGCCAAUAAACCGUAAAUAUUUCCGAUCCUGGGACGAUCGGGUCAAGGAUAGCAUUGAAGGGCCUAGACGAGAUAGGAAGAUCCCGUCGUUUGAUGCAAGGGAAAGAGAUGCUAUCUUCAACCUGUUACGGCAGAUGCUCUCAUUCAGACCCGAGGAUCGUCCUACUACUAAGCAAAUCCUCGAGUCCGAAUGGAUGGUGAAAUGGGCUCUCCCUGAAUAUGGCAAGAUCGAAAAUAAUGUAUGA
Messenger RNA from Penicillium mononematosum, 1365 nucleotides. RefSeq lists its product as uncharacterized. The coding region runs from base 1 to 1365 and encodes 454 amino acids. Gene Ontology annotation, molecular function: ATP binding; protein kinase activity. Lineage: Eukaryota; Fungi; Ascomycota; Eurotiomycetes; Eurotiales; Aspergillaceae. The record is from RefSeq and is a predicted model, not a curated record. Gene Ontology annotation, biological process: regulation of mRNA processing; spliceosomal complex assembly; protein phosphorylation. The transcript is spliced from 2 exons.